AUGGCAGACUUAAAGGUUGAUCUUACUGCCCCAAACGGCAAGAAGUUCACUCUCCCUACCGGUCUCUUUAUUAAUAACGAGUUCGUCAAAUCGAGCUCGGGGGCUAAGAUUACCAGCAUCAACCCGACAAACGAGCAAGAAAUAUGCUCAGUUGAAGCAGCUAGCGUCGAAGACAUCGACAAAGCCGUAGCUGCUGCGAGAGCUGCAUUAAACCACGAGUCGUGGCGAGAUAUCUCUCCGACUGAUCGCGGUAGGCUGAUGUAUAAAUUGGCGGAUAUAGUCGAACAAGAAGAGGAUAUCCUAGCUACUAUCGAGACUUGGGAUAAUGGCAAACCACUCGGCGACUCCCACGGGGACGUAGCAGAGGUCAUCAAUACCAUUCGAUACUACGCUGGCUAUGCUGACAAGAUCCACGGCGAAACUAUUCCCACCACAAGCCAGAAGUUUGCAUAUACACUGAAGCAGCCUAUCGGAGUCUGCGCUCAGAUUAUUCCCUGGAACUACCCAAUGGCGAUGGCGGCAUGGAAGUUAGGACCUGCGCUUGCCUGUGGAAACACAGUUGUACUGAAGCCUGCCGAACAAACUCCUCUAUCCAUCCUAUACCUAGCGAGUCUCAUAUCCAAAGCUGGCUUCCCUCCCGGAGUUGUCAAUAUUACCAACGGCUAUGGUAAAGAGGCUGGUCAUGCACUCGCAAGCCACCUGGACAUCGACAAGGUUGCAUUCACCGGCUCGACUGCGACGGGAAAGCAGAUUAUGAAGACAGCCAGCGUCAACAUGAAGAACAUCACUCUCGAAACUGGUGGCAAAUCUCCUCUGCUAGUCUUCCAAGACGCUGAUAUCGAGCAAGCAGCAAAAUGGGCUCAUGCCGGAAUCAUGAGCAACAUGGGCCAGAUCUGCACAGCGACCUCGCGUAUCCUCGUCCAGGAGACCAUCUACGAUAAAUUCGUAGACAAGUUCCGGGAGGAGGUCAAGAAUACGAGCAAGGUCGGCGACCCCUUCGAGGAGGGCACAUUCCAAGGCCCUCAAGUUACCAAAGCGCAGUACGAGAGGAUCCUAAGCUUUGUGGAAGCAGGUAAGUCUGAAGGGGCCACGCUGACGGACGGAGGUAUCCCCUGUCCGCUCAAUGGAAAGGGUUACUUCGUCGCGCCUACCGUCUUCACCAACGUAAAGAAUAGCAUGAAGAUUUACCGAGAGGAGGUGUUCGGGCCUUUCGUUGUCAUCGUGCCGUUCAAGACUGAAGAUGAAGCAAUCACGAUGGCGAACGACACCACCUAUGGGCUGGGCUCGGCUAUUUUUACCCAAAACCUCGAGCUUGCUCAUCGCGUCGCUGCGCGCAUCGAGGCGGGUAUGGUCUGGAUUAACUCUUCCAACGAUUCGGAUUUCAGAGUCCCGUUCGGAGGCGUGAAGCAGAGCGGUAUCGGCCGAGAGCUAGGAGAAGCUGGUCUCGCCGGGUAUAUGCAAACCAAAGCCAUUCAUGUGAAUCUAGGUCAGAAAUUGUAA
Molecule: messenger RNA, 1500 nt
Organism: Daldinia vernicosa
Lineage: Eukaryota; Fungi; Ascomycota; Sordariomycetes; Xylariales; Hypoxylaceae
Product: aldehyde dehydrogenase
Exons: 3
Coding region: 1-1500 (499 amino acids)
Molecular function (GO): oxidoreductase activity, acting on the aldehyde or oxo group of donors, NAD or NADP as acceptor
Source: RefSeq, a predicted model, not a curated record